UUCACAAUAACACAAUUGCUGUCAAUCGGUGAAAAAAUUGUUCAAAAAAUAUUUACUUUUCCAUUGAUAUAUUAUUUUCGUAUUCAUUGCGUUUUUUUUGAAGUCAUACAUAGAAAGCAAUAGAAAACAGCAUGGAAGCGGCACCAAAUACCCAAAACUCUGUUACCCCUUCUGCCGAACCACAACUUACAGCAAACAAUGCUGGCAUCGGUGCUAAUUCUAACCAACAAUGCAAGAAGCCUAGAGCUGAUCUUAAUUCUUUGCCCACAAGACAAUAUUUAGAUCAAACUGUUGCUCCCAUUUUGCUCAUGGGCUUGCAAACUUUGGCUCGAGAGCGACCAUCAGAUCCCAUCAGCUUUCUGGCCUCGUAUUUGUUGAAGAAUAAAAAUCGUUGCGAUGAUGCUAUAGCAGAAAAUGCCUGAAUAGCCCUAGAAUAUGUACCAUAUCGGGUUUGAAUUGAACUGAAGUGUUUGCGUUUACAAAUUUCCUAAAUGUAUAUUUUUCUGUAUGAGUUUUACUUUUCGUCUUUCUUAUGGAGCAGACCAUUUUGAGCAUAGCCGCAAAUAAAAUGGUCUUGCCAUUUGGUUGAAGACCGGUAUAACUUUAUUAGAAAUCAUAUGAUGUAAACGGCUACCUAAUUUUAGGUUUCUGAUAUAUUUGUUUAGUUGUAGACACAUACAUAUAAAUAUAUAUAACGUAAAAAUAAAAUUAUACCGUAGUAUACCUCUAAACAAUUGCAAA
Stomoxys calcitrans (stable fly) is the source of this 741-nucleotide messenger RNA. RefSeq names its product protein dpy-30 homolog. Bases 132 to 422 code for a protein of 96 amino acids. Gene Ontology annotation, cellular component: Set1C/COMPASS complex. The record is from RefSeq and is a predicted model, not a curated record. The transcript is spliced from 2 exons. NCBI's taxonomy places the organism in Eukaryota, Metazoa, Arthropoda, Insecta, Diptera, Muscidae.